Molecule: messenger RNA, 1809 nt
Organism: Pseudomassariella vexata
Lineage: Eukaryota; Fungi; Ascomycota; Sordariomycetes; Amphisphaeriales; Pseudomassariaceae
Product: protein phosphatase 2C
Exons: 2
Coding region: 1-1809 (602 amino acids)
Biological process (GO): protein dephosphorylation
Molecular function (GO): cation binding; protein serine/threonine phosphatase activity
Source: RefSeq, a predicted model, not a curated record
AUGUUUGGUGGCGGAUCCAGCUCCGCUGCCUCCAAAUCCGACUCGGCUGCACCAGAACCAGCAAAAACGGACAAGAAGUCGCCAUCACCAGAUUCCAGCUCUACGCCCAUUAAGACGCCGGACCAGGCGGCCAGUGGUGAGAAGCGCAGUGGAAAUGGACAGACUCCGGACACGGGCAACUCGGAGAAGAAGCGCAGAAGUAGUGGUGUGGGAUCGAAAGCGAGCAGUCUCAUAGCUAGCGCCAAGAACUCGUUGAAUUUCUCCCAGGUCGGCCGAACGAACAGCGACCUCAGCGCAUCUCAAACUCCCCUGCAGAAGUUGGGCAAACAGGAUCCCGCGCUGGCUGUGCCCCAGGGACAGCACAACAACUCGGCGGGCGAGUCGCUUCCUGGCCCUCGAUCAACUUUCCGUGUUGGCGUUUGGGAGGACAGAAACAAGAAAUGCCGACGUACUAUGGAGGAUACUCACGCGUUCCUCUACAACUUCCUACAUACCCCGGCGCCUCUUUUGACCGCCGAUGCCGGCAACAAAAGCACGAAAUCGAGCAAAUCCGCCGACGAGAAUGACGGGCGGAGUGAGACGACACUGCAAGACAUGGUGGAGACGGAUAAUGGCUAUUUCGCUAUCUUCGAUGGCCAUGCCGGAACCUUUACCGCAGACUGGUGUGGCAAGAAACUGCACAUUAUCCUCGAGGACAUGAUUCGUAAAAACCCCAACAUCCCGAUCCCCGAGCUGCUCGACCAGACCUUCACCAACGUUGAUGCGCAGCUCGAGAAGCUGCCUCUUAAGAACAGUGGCUGCACUGCUGCCAUUGCCGUUCUUCGCUGGGAGGAUCGCGUCCCGAGCUCAAGCUCCGCCACUGGUUCACAAGCGAUUGCCCCGGCAACCGUGGCUGCCUCCAAGGCCACAGAUGCGUCAAAGUCCAAGGACAGUAAGUCUGAUGACAAUGACACCGCCAGUGUUGCUCCAGAGUCCGCUCAUGCGAAAUUAAAAGGCGCAGCUGCGAGACAACGAGUCCUCUACACGGCAAACGUGGGGGAUGCCCGUAUUAUACUCUGUCGGUCCGGAAAAGCAUUGCGUCUGUCCUAUGACCACAAAGGUAGUGACGAGAACGAAGGCAAGCGCAUCGCGAAUGCUGGUGGCCUUAUCCUCAACAACCGGGUCAAUGGCGUACUGGCCGUAACACGGGCACUGGGAGAUACCUAUAUGAAGGAUCUCGUCACUGGACACCCAUACACCACCGAGACUGUCAUCCAGCCUGAUAUGGAUGAAUUCAUGAUCAUAGCGUGUGAUGGGCUCUGGGAUGUCUGUUCAGACCAAGAAGCCGUGGAUUUGGUUCGCGAGGUUCAGGACCCCGCCUCAGCUGCGAAGCAGCUGGUCGACCAUGCUUUGGCUCGCUUUAGCACCGAUAACCUGUCCUGUAUGAUAAUACGCUUCGACAAGGCAGCUCUUCUAGAAAGUCAGAAGGACAAGCCCAUCGGGGUUGAAGGCGACGUGACCGAACCUGGCUGCAAAAUCAGCGAGGCAGAGAAAAUCGUCAGCUCGACGAAGCAAAAGAUCGCAGAGGGUGGAACCCCAGCUGUAGGCGUGUCAGCUAGCAAUAGUGGUCGAGGUCAUGAUCCGAUACCCAUUAAGGACGGUGAGACAUUCCAGCCAACCGCUUUGGAAGGCUCUGUUGAAGAGGAGCCCGGUCCCUUGGAAGAUAGCGAUGCACCUGAAGUCACUCCCGACGCCAUUCCCGACCCGAAUGCCCUGACUUUUAUAUCAUCGGAUUCUGAUGAGGCUCUUUCUAAACCGAAGGCUACCUAA